GCACACGCCCUGUGACGCGUCACAUUCACUCGUUCACACUUAUCAGCACAAGCUCUCCCAGUCCCUCUUCUGUUUACUUAUCUUUCUUACAAUUCAAUUCCGGGACUGGCUCUCUUUGUCCAUUGAAGACAACCACUUACAGACAAACCAAUUCCCUUCUUCGAUCUCCAUAUCCCAGCUCCAUUUACCUCUUUUAGGUUUCCGAUGAGCUUGUUCAGCUGCAAACACGUCUCUUUUUCUCUGACACUUUAGCUCAUUCUUUUCUUUCCUUACUUCUCCAUCAAUAAACAAAUGCAGAUCUCUUUCUAUUGGCUGUAAUCUCGCCACUUUAUUUCUUCUAUUUGAACUAUUUUCAAUUCUCAGAUCUGUUUUUGUACCUUUCUCCUUGUACGCGCUCUUUUUCAAGCAAAGCACAUUUUGUACCGCUCUCUUUGUCACUGUUGUUAUAAAUACAGUAAUAAGAUCUUUGGAAGUGUUAACUGUCCUUCUAAACCAACAAAAUUACGAAAAUGGCUCGGGUUUUCCUCCUUUUUUCUCUUAUUUUACUAUCGUAUGUUAGUUCCUUCUCUCUGGCCAGCGUGAUAACGUGCUCCGGGAUAGUACCGUUGAGGUACCGAAACGAUACGAUAUCGAUCACCGAUUUUGGGGGUGUCGGUGACGGGAAGACGUUGAACACGAAAGCUUUUCGUGAGGCGAUAUAUCGGAUUGAGCGUUUGAGAAGAAGAGGUGGCACGCUACUUUAUGUACCUUCUGGGGUGUACUUAACUGAAAGUUUCAAUCUUACUAGUCACAUGACUCUUUAUUUGGCUAGAGGUGCUGUUAUCAAGGCCACUCAGGAUACUGAUAAUUGGCCCUUAAUUGCUCCCUUGCCAUCUUAUGGAAGAGGGAGGGAGCUCCCUGGAGGAAGGUAUAUGAGUUUUAUUCAUGGAGAUGGACUUCAUGAUGUAGUAAUCACAGGUGAAAAUGGGACCAUUGAUGGUCAAGGAGCAAUCUGGUGGAACAUGUGGAGGCAAAGAACUCUUCCCUUUACAAGACCCAAUCUCAUAGAAUUCAUAAAUUCUAGGAGCAUAAUAAUUUCCAAUGUGAUCUUUCAGAAUUCUCCUUUUUGGAACAUCCAUCCUGUUUAUUGCAGCAAUGUCGUUAUCCGAUAUGUUACCAUCCUGGCUCCAUUAGACUCUCCCAAUACUGAUGGCAUUGAUCCAGAUUCAAGCUCUAAUGUCUGCAUAGAAGACUCUUACAUUUCUACUGGAGAUGAUCUUGUGGCUGUGAAGAGUGGAUGGGAUGAAUAUGGGAUAGCUUAUGGCCGUCCUAGUUCUGGCAUCACCAUCAGGCGAAUUACAGGAUCGUCACCAUUUGCUGGAAUUGCAGUUGGAAGUGAAACCUCGGGCGGAGUAGAAAAUGUCUUGGCUGAGAACAUUAACCUUUACAAUGUGGGAGUUGGUAUACAUGUGAAGACUAACAUGGGUAGGGGAGGAUUCAUAAGAAAUAUCACAGUUUCUGAUGUGUAUAUGGAAGGUGCCAGGAAGGGAAUAAAAAUAGCUGGAGAUGUUGGCGAUCACCCUGAUGAGAACUUCAACCCCAAUGCUCUCCCAGUUGUAAAGGGCAUCACAAUAAAAAAUGUCUGGGGUGUGAAGAUCCUGGAUUCAGGUUUAAUACAAGGCUUGAAGAAGUCUCCCUUCACUGGAAUUUGUCUCUCUGACAUUAACCUUCAUGGCGUCCAAGGACCAACAUCUCCUCCUUUCAAGUGCUCUGAUAUUAGUGGAAUUGCUUAUCAGGUAAAACCAUGGCCUUGUUCCGAACUGACCAGCUCCCAACACACUGGUUCAUGUUCCACUUACGUUUGAUUUGUUACUUAUUCAUGUAAGAUUUCAUCACAAUUCAAAUUAUUAAUAAAGUUUGAUAGAGUUUUGCAUCA
This is a messenger RNA of Mangifera indica (mango), 1915 nucleotides long. RefSeq names its product probable polygalacturonase. The coding region runs from base 510 to 1844 and encodes 444 amino acids. Gene Ontology annotation, biological process: carbohydrate metabolic process. Gene Ontology annotation, molecular function: polygalacturonase activity. The transcript has 5 exons. NCBI's taxonomy places the organism in Eukaryota, Viridiplantae, Streptophyta, Magnoliopsida, Sapindales, Anacardiaceae. The record is from RefSeq and is a predicted model, not a curated record.